AUGGAAGUUAUAGGUGUUCGUCAAACUCGACAAAAUCCCCAACGAAGCCCACAGGUAGGAUCAGGGGAUACUGAUUCCGAAGAAGAACCUGAGGCGGUGGAGACACCGGUGGGCACAAGCACAAGAAGAAGGAAAACUUCACCGCCGUUGGAUUUCAGUGGGAGGUGGCCUGCUGGUAGUAACAGUUCACCUCAAGAAGGUGGAAACCUACCUCGCGAGCAGAUGAAUGCUGUAAAAACGAAGUUAAACAAAGAGAGGAGAGAUACGCAAAACAAGAAGGCGGAAGGUCGUAAUGCAGGGACGGGAAGUCCUUUCAACCCUGGUAUGAACAACAUGAAUAAGAAAGGAGCUGGUGUUGGCGUUUCGCCCUCAACAAGAAGUUCACGGCACACCACUCAAGAAGUCAAUCAAAGUCGACAGCAGCUCGGUGGAAAAUCACAUCCUAUCAGUUAUACAGGACAGCAACGACCACAAGUUGAUCUUCGUCCACGUCAGCAAGUUCCUCUUCACCUAUAUCCCCCUCCUGAUGCUUCAUCGACCCCUCGUGCUGGUCCAUCAAGAGAUGUGAAACAGACAUCAUCGCCAUUCAAAUCAAAGAAUGACCUUCGCACGCCGGAGCACUCUAAGGUGAUAGACUUACUAGAAGGUGCCGAAUCAGAUGAUGAAGUCCAAAAAACAACACCUCAUGAUCGAGGGAGUAUAUCACCCCAUAAACCUUCUUCUUCAGAUCAUCGACGAGGAUCCGGUACCGAUUAUACAAAUAGGUCAGCUCAAGCUUAUAACCUACGAUCACCUCAACAGCCAUCUACUGGAAAAGGAAAAGAGAAGAUGAGAGAUAAUGGAUAUCAUGGGAACAGCAGUCCUACGAAAGGUUCUGGUCCUGGUCUGCCAUUGCAACCGGAACCGAAAUUGGAUCCUAUCAGAAAUCCAGAUGGGAUAUACAAAGCAGAUAUGAAUAAACGGGAAGUACAUGUGGUUCCCGAUGACGAUGAAGAUCCACCGGAUGGAACAUUCAAAGGACAAGCCCCGAAGCACAAGUCGUCAAAUCGGUGGCAAAUGUCCGUGAUCAAUAAUACGAUAAGUCGAUCGGGCGAGAAAAUUGGAAGAAAGCCUAAGGUCAGCAGAAUGCAGGGCAAGGAUGGGAAAGUCUCAUUGAAGCAGGCGCAGAAAUCUACACCUGUCAAACCACCCCUGAAAGACCGAAUGACAAGACCGCUGGAUGUCAUACCGUCUGCCUUUAGUCAUCGGAAUCCACCCCGCCCAAAUACCGAGCAGGCCAGUGCAGAUGUGACAAUGGCAUGGCUCGUCCCAGAUCGGAGGCUCAAAGUCAAUGCUGUGCAACUCAAAAACGAGUCGGUGAUAGUCUCUGGUAUUGUAGGCCAAUCAGGAGAAUGGUGGGAUAUCAAUCUCAGUGAUGUCAGUCAGGCUGAUACAUGUAACGCUAAGGAUUGUCCGUUCAUGAUGUUGACGGUGUCAACAGUGAGGCCUGUGGCCGAGAGGAGCAUCGAGAAGCUGUUAGCUGCUGGAGGUAGUGCAAAUCAUCAAGCCAUUGACGGGUCCCCAAGUAUCUGUCUUUCUCUCAAACCCGGUGAAAGUUCGAAAACCCUUAUCGACGCUCUAGGGGUGGAUCUCGUGCAUUUGGAAAAGAAGCGAAAUAUUUUGGAUGUGAGAGCAUGCGAAACUUUACGACUGUCUUGUAAUAUCCAAUCGCGGGAUACUAGAUCUCGGGCGGACGAGGCGAGACGUCAGAAGCAGAAAGCUGAAUUGCAAACGGAGGUAGAGGGACCAGGCUUACGACCCAGAGGACCCAGGAAAUCAUCGGCAAAAGAUGAAGAGUCCUCACGUCCCCCUAAGAGUGGCAGUAAGGACAAGCUAGAAGACGAUCCAACUCAGAGGAAACUGGAAUUUCCACCGGCACCUAAGCCCCAGCCACGUCGCAGUAUACGAAACACGGCAAAGGCUGUACACGAUCUGGAGGACUCGGAUACUGAACAACCAGAAAAUAGCAUUGUAGCUAGACCCAGCAAACCGUCGCGGUUCAUUGGUGAUCGCAAUGAAUUGUUGUUCCCCUAUCCAACUACCGGUCGAGCGGAUGUAAAUAUCACUAUAGGAGAUGCUCAACGUAUAGAGACGGAUGAUUUCUUGAAUGAUACGUUGCUCGAGUUUGGAUUGAGGCAUGUAUUGUUUCAGCUGGAGGAGGAGCGAAGGGAUCAAGUGCAUCUAUUCAACUCAUUCUUCUACGAGAGGUUGUCCAACAAGGCUAAAAAGCCCCAGAAAGGCGAGACUUUAUGGCCAGGAUACGAAUCUGUCAAGAAAUGGAGCAAAGGGAAAGACAUCUUUGGCAAGGAUUUUGUGGUAAUUCCAAUCAACGAGAACUACCAUUGGUACUUAGCUGUGAUUAUCAAUCCCAGUGGUAUCCUCCGACCCAAACCUAUAGACGAUGACUUAGUAUCGGAAAUACCUCAACCAACAACUCGAGCUACUGCCAGCGAACACGAUGGGGAAGAUGCAGCCAAUGUCGAUGAUCAACUGAGAACGGCCGAUCCAUCAAGAGUGACUGACUCAGAUCUGAGUGACCUCAAUAGUGAUACGGAGGAGCACUCAUCCCGCCAUCCUACUCCAGGGCCAAACAAACCCCUAUCAGCCAGAUUCACUCGACCACCAACUAGUACGGAUAAGGAUGAAGAGGGGACCAAAGAUAUUUCGAUGGUGUCACAUGACCCAUUAGAUUGCAUCAGUGAUGGAGGUGGAGAAGGAGAAAGAUCUGAUCUCCGUGUGAGCCAGGUAUCAAAUGGUGUUGAGAAGAUGGAUAUCAGCUCGGAGCAUGGGCAAGAGGAAGACGUUGAUUUUGUCGGUGGAGGAGCUCCGAUCUUAACGCCCACCAUGAUGGCGGUACAAGAACAGAACAAUCAGAUUCGUAAUGCAUCGCAGGAACCUGCCGGUGAAACUGCCGGUGAAACUCAAACGAAGAAGACACAGGCUCGACCUUAUGCCCAGAUCAUAGGUAGUCAAGAUACCUGGAUACUCACCCUCGAUUCUCUCGGCGGACCUCAUAAGGCCGUUGGUACCCAACUGAAUCAGUGGCUCAAGUACGAAGCGAGGGAUAAGAAGGGUAUAGAAUACGAGCCGAUGGAUGCUCUAUACCAUGAAGCUAAGGUCCCUCAACAAGGCAACUUCUCCGAUUGUGGUCUGUUUGUGGUCCAUUAUGCCAAACAACUGCUACAGAAUCCUGUGGAGGUAUUGAAAUUCGUCCAGCGACGCCCACCUUUCUCCAAUACACCUGAACGCGAGCCAUGGGUGAAUGAAAUGAAUAGGGCUUGGAGGAAAGACGAUACAGAAGGUCUGCGAACCGAAUGGGCGGCAACACUGGGUAGUCUUGCGGAUCAUUAUAAGAUAAGUCAAGGUUCCAAGUCCGAUGAGAAGCAAGGUGAAGAGCCGAACCCGAGCUCGAAUCAGGACCAAAGCACGGCGAUGGAAGGAAUUAUCGACACUUCACAAUCUGAAUCUGUCACUGCAAUCGGAGCUUCACAAUUUCCUCUUGUGGCUGAUACAUCUUCAACUGCACCCGAAGAUUUGAUACCUGGUGCUUUUCCUACACCCACCGAACCGGUGGUUCCGACUGAGCUUGAGAAGAGCGCAAGCCUGACACCGCCACCACCUAUGUCCCGCGGGGCUUCAAACACAAGCAAGAAAGGUCCUACCUGGGCGACCAGACCACCGACACCUGAUAUCAAAACAAGACGGGGUAGGUCCCGGAGUCGAACGGGAAGUAUCGCCCCAGAAUUGCGUCAACGUCAACUUUCUGCUACUUCAACUACUAGGAGUUCAAAAUCACCUGCAAAAGAUGUUCCCGUUCGACAUUUUCCCCCUAAUCCUAGUCGAACGGCGAAAACCCCUGGAAGAAACUCGAUUCAAGUUGGAACGGUGAACCAGAGGAUAACGCAGUAUGAACAAACAGAGCACGAUGCUACUGCCGAUAAUAGGCUUAGGACUAGAGAAUCGGAAGAGAGAGAAAAUAGAUUAAGGGAAAUAGAUCACCUUCGACCGAAACGAAACCCACUACAGGAAAUUUCGGAAAUCACUCCUGCUUCUAGUUCUAGAGUAGCUGCAGCUCUGGAUUUAGCCUUUUCAGAGAGUGAAAAUCAUGAUCAUGGCGUUUUUGUUGGUAUGGAUGAUGAUACAUUAGGAGCUAGUCCAUUUGCCAAUUUGGGAAAGGGUGUACCUCAAGGACACAAAUCUAGACAAACCAUCGCAUCCGACUCGUUCCCUGGAAUGAAAAAAGAUCACAAUGGAGCUAAGGAUGGCAAUCAGAUGAUAGUCGAUUCGGACGAUACCUCAAAAGAGGAGGAGCAGGAGGAAGUAGAAGGAGGAGAAGAAGAGGAUAAGAAUUUCUUCUCAGCCUUUAGGGGACCGACCAGAUCUCGUCGACGUUCUCAGCCACCUGCCGGUCGUUCGUCGGAGGAAGAAGAAGAGCAAGUGGAAGAUCUGCCGCCAAAGAUUAGAUCUCCCAUCACCUAUAGUACGAAAGAUCGAAGGAAAACAGCUUUACAAAAUCAGAACUCGGUACCGACUAAACGAAAUCGAUCGACAUCCAAUAACGCCCUUGGCGGUAAUUUGCAUAAGAAGAAUAGAAAGGAUGAUGGUGGUCGAACCAGGGGUGUAGGAGUGGGGGAAGAAUCAGGACAGACGCCAGACCAGGCGAUUAAUAUUGAUUCUGAUUAA
This is a messenger RNA of Kwoniella mangroviensis CBS 8507, 4722 nucleotides long. RefSeq lists its product as uncharacterized. The transcript has 15 exons. Gene Ontology annotation, biological process: protein desumoylation; proteolysis. Bases 1 to 4722 code for a protein of 1573 amino acids. Gene Ontology annotation, molecular function: SUMO-specific endopeptidase activity. Gene Ontology annotation, cellular component: cytoplasm; nucleus. The record is from RefSeq and is a predicted model, not a curated record. NCBI's taxonomy places the organism in Eukaryota, Fungi, Basidiomycota, Tremellomycetes, Tremellales, Cryptococcaceae.